This is a messenger RNA of Cynara cardunculus var. scolymus (artichoke), 932 nucleotides long. RefSeq names its product U-box domain-containing protein 36-like. Bases 88 to 834 code for a protein of 248 amino acids. The transcript has 4 exons. The record is from RefSeq and is a predicted model, not a curated record. NCBI's taxonomy places the organism in Eukaryota, Viridiplantae, Streptophyta, Magnoliopsida, Asterales, Asteraceae.
GAUUUCAUUUUUCAGAAGAAGCCACCGCCACCACUCUCACAUACCUUUGUUUUCACCUCCCCCUCAUUCUUCUGGUAGUUGUUGGUUAUGGCAGGAGAGAGAAUCGCCGAUCAUCAGAUAAUGGAGAUCCAAGAACAGAACUGGCGUCGAGUUAUGUCGCCGGAGAUUGUUGAGCUUGAAGAUCACGAAAUUAUAAAUCACCGCACCAGAGACGACGUCGUCGUCGUCGAGAGUAUCGGCGACGUUUUCGUUGCCGUCGGAAAAAACGAUUUGGACGUCGUUAAAUGGGCCGUCGAUCAUCUCGUUUCCGCCGGAGCUCGUCUCUAUCUCGUCCAUGUCUUCCCUCCCGUCACUCAUAUCCAGACUCCCGUUGGAAAGCUAUCGAGAAGCCAAUUAAGCAAAGAUCAAGUCCAAAUCUACGUAAACGAAGAGAAUAAUAAACGAAGAAGCCUCUUACAAAAGUACAUACGCCUUUGCACGGACGCCAAGGUAGCCGUUGAAACAAUGCUUCUCGAAAGCAAUGCCACAACCAAGGCUAUCCUCGAUCUGAUCCAUGUCGUCAACAUUACCAAACUUGUAAUGGGAACAAAACGGGCGCCCUCGUUGAGGCGGUUGCGAAAGGGGUCCAGCAAAAGCGAGCUCGUAAAAAAGAACGCACCGGAUUUUUGUGACGUUUCCGUAAUUUAUAACGGGAAACCGGUGAUGGCUGAUCAGCAACGACAUGUUGUUUCAGACAUCCCUACAACGAGUCAAAACGGACUGAAAACGACCCCUUUUUCGUCUGAACGGAAAUUCUUUGAGUGUGCAUGUUUUUCUAGAAACUUCGAUUCAUAGGUUUAGAUUAUGAAUGUAAGAUCUAUGGACGAGCAUUCAUGUCUAUUUAGAGUUGUUGAUUUGUUAUACAAAUAGAAAUCUAUUGUCUUUGUUCUCUA